CAGAGCUCCGUCGGCACAGACCGAUAGACUUCGCUCCUGUGUCAAAUUUAAAAGAAAAAAAGUGUUUAUUACGCUCAUUUGUGAAAAAUCACAGAAAAUACAUUACUAUCAAAGUAUUUUGAAGAUCUGAUAAAGUUUUUUGAAUAUUUUUGCUCAUUAUAAAAGCGCUUCCUUAAUUAGGGCACAAUGACGGCAAUAGAAACGGAGACGUUUUUGGAGUACAUCCUGGUGGAACACCGAUGGAUCAUCGUGAUGGUGGCUCUGCUGCCCAUCUCCUUGAUUUGGAAGAUCUGGUCUACAUUCAGGAACUAUGUGGUGUUCAAGCUGAACAGUGCACCCAAAAUGCAUAUAAAGAAAGUCAAAGAAGUCCAGAGCCAGGUAAAAGCCUGGCUAGCAGGCGACCGCAGCACUAGACUGUGCACCGCCCGCCCAGGCUGGCAGGCCAUGUCCUUCCGCCAGGGUAUCUACAAGAAGACCUUCACCAACAUCAAGGUCAACCUCGUUGAUGUGCUGGAAGUCGAUAUGGAGAACAUGACAGUCCGUUGCGAACCCCUAGUCACAAUGGGCCAGUUAUCAAGAACCCUGGAGCCUCUAGGCCUAGCUCUAGCAGUGGUGCCUGAGCUGGACCAGCUUACAGUGGGCGGGCUGGUGAUGGGCACUGGAGUGGAGUCCUCCUCACAUAUCUACGGCCUCUUCCAACACUUCUGCCUGCAGUAUGAGCUGGUGCUCGCUGAUGGAUCUGUUGUUACUUGUAGUAAGGACGAGAACCCAGACCUGUUCUACGCAGUCCCCUGGUCAUACGGCACUCUCGGCUUCCUAACUUCAGCUGUCAUCAAAGUUGUUCCAGCUAAAAAAUACAUUCGCCUCGAAUACAGACCGUACAACAAGCUAUCGGAACUGUCACACCAUUUUAUUGAGGAGUCACUGAAAGACAAACCACAUGAGUUCAUCGAAGCUCUGCUGUUCACCAAGAACUCAGGAGUUCUGAUGACUGGAAACAUGGUUGACAAGAUUGGUGAUGAUGGCAAAUUCAAUCCAAUAGGCAAGUGGUACGCGGAGUGGUUCUUCAAGCAGGUGGAGCGACACCUGACCAACAACCGUACUGCGGUGGAGUACAUCCCACUCCGGGACUACUACCACAGGCAUACCAGGAGCUUCUUCUGGGAAUUGCAGGACAUAAUUCCAUUCGGCAACCACCCAAUCUUCCGUUACCUGCUGGGUUGGCUGAUGCCCCCAGAAGUGUCCCUGCUGAAGCUGACCCAGCCAGAGGCCGUCACCAAGUUGUAUGACAAGGCGCACGUCAUCCAGGACAUGCUGGUACCCGUGGAACACCUGGAGAAAGCUAUCGAUGUCUUCCAUGAUGAGUUUGAGGUAUACCCGAUCUGGUUGUGUCCGUUCAGAGUAUUCAACCACCCCGGACAGCUGAAGAUCAAGACUAACGCGGACUCUCAGAUGUUUGUCGACAUCGGCGUCUAUGGGGUGCCCAAAGCUAAGGGUUACGAGACAGUGCCGUCGACUCGUCGCAUAGAAGCCUUUGUCUCCAAACACGAUGGCUUCCAAAUGCUGUACGCAGACACGUAUACGACCCGUGAGGAGUUCAGAGCCAUGUUUGAUCACACUUUAUAUGAUAAAGUCAGGGAUUCACUGCCUUACUGCAAGGACGCAUUCCCUGAAAUCUAUGGCAAAGUCAAUAGGAAUGUUAGAAAGUAGUUUUUAGAAGUUUAAUAAGUAAGAUGUAUUUAUGUGUAUUGUUUGUUGU
Spodoptera frugiperda (fall armyworm) is the source of this 1759-nucleotide messenger RNA. RefSeq names its product delta(24)-sterol reductase-like. Gene Ontology annotation, molecular function: FAD binding; Delta24(24-1) sterol reductase activity. Gene Ontology annotation, biological process: steroid metabolic process. The record is from RefSeq and is a predicted model, not a curated record. Lineage: Eukaryota; Metazoa; Arthropoda; Insecta; Lepidoptera; Noctuidae. Bases 187 to 1710 code for a protein of 507 amino acids. The transcript has 10 exons. Gene Ontology annotation, cellular component: membrane; cytoplasm.